AGCAGGUGAUCGUCAUGGUUAAGACCAUAACUACCCUAUCACCUGUCCCUUUCUGACUUCGAUUUUGGUUCUAGGUCCAGUGCUGACUUGGAAUCAACAGCUUGAGAAGCAAGAUCAAGAUGCAGCUUAACAUUUUCGCCGCUGCUUUUGGGCUGUUUGCGCCUGCGAGCGCACUGCUUCGAUUCGGCUGCUCGGGUUUGACCGUCCAACGCCUAGAUCCCUUGGUCAACCCGGGGAUAAACCCAUCCGCUCAUCUCCACCAGAUUAUUGGAGGCGAUUCUUUCAAUACAUCAAUGCCUCCUGAGACGCAUGAUCUCGCCGCGCUUUCGACUUGUACAACCUGCCAGUUCACAGAAGACCUCUCUAACUACUGGACUGCUGUCAUCUUCUACCGUGGCAAGAAUGGCACUUUUAAGAGGGUUCCGCAGAUGGCCCAGGCAGGCAUGGAAGGCACCCAGGGCGGCAUGGUUGUUUACUACAUGACUGAUGCCUUAUUCGAUACUACUCAGAAAUCUACUGUUACAGCUUUCAAGCCUGGCUUCCGUAUGCUUGUUGGCGACUCAACCUUCCAUGACCGCGAGGAAGCUAGGAAGUGGCGCCAAUUGACUUACAUCUGUAUGGAGAAUCAGGGUACCCGUGCUCCAGAGAGUAUCGGUUUCCCUACGAAGCCUUGCCCUGGGGGUAUAAUGGCAAAUCAUCGCUUCCCUACUUGCUGGGACGGCAAGAACUUAGAUUCUCCUAACCACCAAGACCACGUCGCGUACCCCGAAAGUGGUACUUUCGAGUCGGGUGGCCCGUGUCCUUCUACGCAUCCAGUCAGGCUCCCUCAAAUACUUCUCGAGACGGUCUGGGACACCAGGGCCUUCAAUGACCCAGCAGACUUCGCCGACGGCAAGCAGCCCUUCGUCUGGUCGACAGGAGACACCACUGGCUAUAGCAGCCAUGCCGACUACAUGUUUGGCUGGAAAGAUGAUUCCCUCCAAAAGGCCAUGGAUGGGCAUACGUACGUCUCUGCUCCGAUGCUCAAGACACAAAGUAUUUCCCAGCAGAACAGAUGCAAAGUUCCCGAUAUGGUAGGAGAAGAUAUCGAUAGCUGGUUGACCAACCUACCCGGUGCAAAUCCGGUCGUGUAGGGAACGAUUUUUAGGAUAGCUACGGGUUACGGGCUGCGGACGACUUUGCGCGUCACCUACCUACCAGUUAAUGUUCUUAUUAAUCCACCAAAUUCUCGAAAUACUUUUCUUAGUCGACUUAUCAAUUAUGACGCGUUCCUAAGGUUG
Daldinia loculata is the source of this 1280-nucleotide messenger RNA. RefSeq lists its product as uncharacterized. Bases 120 to 1133 code for a protein of 337 amino acids. The record is from RefSeq and is a predicted model, not a curated record. The transcript has 5 exons. Lineage: Eukaryota; Fungi; Ascomycota; Sordariomycetes; Xylariales; Hypoxylaceae.